Molecule: messenger RNA, 4011 nt
Organism: Petromyzon marinus (sea lamprey)
Lineage: Eukaryota; Metazoa; Chordata; Hyperoartia; Petromyzontiformes; Petromyzontidae
Source: RefSeq, a predicted model, not a curated record
CCCCCCCACCAACGUGCGCGAUGCAGACGCGGCAGCCCAUGUUCGUGCAGCUGCUGCAGAAGUCGUUCCGCGUGUUCAGCUGCCCCUGGCUGACGUCACAGCAGAAGCCCGCCGUGGAGGCCUGCAUCCGAACGCUCUCCGUCGUCGCCAAGAAUCGCUCCAUCGCCAUCCCCGUGGACUUGGAGGCGCAGAUCGCCCAGGUGGUGCAUCCCAACCCGCAGGCGCUGGUGCACAAGACGGCCAUGAGCUGGCGCAACAGCGCGCGGACGGGCACCCGCAAGGAGUCUCUGCUCUCCACCUCCAACCGUGACUACCGGCAGGUCAUCGAGCGCUUACAGGACAUCGUGCAGUCGCUGCAGAGCCGCAUGCGCUCGCUGAUCCAGGCGGAGACGUCGGUGCUGGUGGACGUGCUGCACCAGCCGGAGCUGCUCUUCCCCGAGGGCUCCGAAGCUUUCCAGAGAAUCGGCAACGGCGGCUUCAUCUGCAAGCUCAUUAGACACACGAAGCAGCUGCACCGCGAGAAUGAAGAUCUGUGCAUCAAGAUCUUGCACACGCUGCAGGACAUGAUGCCCAGCGGAGGCGCCGACGCCUGCGCCGCCGCUGCCCAGGAAGCUUACUGCAGCUUGAGCCGCAAGCACCAGGAGGACCAGAAACGGGGAGAGGAGCUGAGAGAGGGGCUGCUCGCUUGCUACUACGGGGAGAAGAUGGGCAGUCAAGCAGGCCCCACGGUGCCACAGGUGAGGGCCCACAAGACCUUGGCCAAGGUGCAGGUUCACCUGGACAAGCAGGGCGCCUCCGACCUCGUCAUCGACCUCAUCAUGAGCACCAAGAGCCAGCGCAUCUUCCAAGAGAGCAUCCUCCUGGGCAUCGCUCUGCUCGAGGGUGGCAACACCGUGCUGCAGCUCUCCUUCUACUGCCUGCUGACGCAGCAGAACCGCUCGGAGAAAUUCUUCCAGCGCUUCCACGAGCACAUGCGCGCCGCGCAGCUGGAGAUCAAGGUGCUCGUCACCAUGAACACGUCAGAGCUGGGCCAGAGGACCGACGAGGAAGGCGGCGGCGGCGGCGGCGGCGGCGGUGGCGCCAGUAGCAUUGGUGGUGGCAAUGUGACCCAGAUCACGCCCGCUCGCAGCAGGGCUCGAGUGCGGGGGCAGCACAAGUCCCAGAUGUCCGACCGUGCCCGCAAUCAGCUGGAAGAGGCAGCCGUGGCCACGCGCGGCGCCUUCCAAGCCGUGCGCCGUGCCGACGCGGAGGAGGCGGCCGCCGUCGCCGCCACCGGGAUCAGCGGCAGCACCAACAGCAGCACCGACGCCGGGCCGGGCGAGGCAGGGGGCGGCGGCGGCGGCGGCGGCGGCGACGGAGGGGGCGGCGGAGGCGGCGGAGUGGGAGGAGAGGCGGAGAUGAGUGCGGCCAUCGCCAUCAUGCGGCCCAUCCUGCGUCUGCUGCAGCUGCUGUGCGAGAAUCACAACCACGAGCUGCAGAACUUCUUGCGGCACCAGAGCAACAAGACCAACUACAACCUGGUGUGCGAGACGCUGCAGUUCCUCGACUGCAUCUGCGGCAGCACCACGGGCGGCCUGGGCCUGCUGGGCCUCUACAUCAACGAGCGCAACGUGGCCCUCAUCAACCAGACGCUGCAGAGCCUCACCGAGUACUGCCAGGGGCCCUGCCACGACAACCAGAACGCCAUCGCCACGCACGAGUCCAACGGAAUCGACAUCAUCACGGCGCUCAUCCUCAACGACAUCAACCCGCUGGGCACCAAGCAGAUGGACCUGGUGCUGGAGCUCAAGAACAAUGCGUCCAAGCUGCUGCUCGCCAUCAUGGAGAGCAGACGUGACAGCGAGAACGCCGAGCGGAUCCUCUACAACAUGCGGCCCAAGGAGCUGGUGGACGUGAUCCGGAAUGCGUUCAACCAGGAGGAGGAGAUCUACCCGGGCCAGGAAGACACGGUGUCCCCCAAGGAGGUCGGCCACAACAUCUACAUCCUGGCUCACCAGCUGGCGCGGCACAACAAGGAGCUGCAGGCCAUGCUGAAGGCCCCGGUGGACGGCGCCGCCGGAGAGGACGACCCCCUCUCGUACUACGCCACCAACACCGCCCAGAUCGAGAUCGUGCGCCAGGACCGCACGAUGGAGCAGAUCGUGUUCCCCGUGCCGGGGAUCUGCCACUACCUAACGCGGGAGUCGAAGGCGCGCGUGUACAGCUCGACGGAGCGCGACGAGCAGGGCAGCAAGAUCAACGGCUUCUUCCAGGUGUGGGAGGAGCUCUACCGCGAGAUGGAGUGGCAGAAGAAGCUGGAAGCCAAGAAGUACCUGUCAUGGAUCUCCAAGAACAUGACACUGUGGAGCAGCAUCUCCUUCAACCUCGCCGUCCUCAUCAACCUCCUCGUCGCCUUCUUCUUCCCCUUCGACGGCAGCAAAUGGACGCUGGAGUCAUGGCCCGUCCCCCUCCUCGCCGUCACCGCCGCGGCGCUCGUCGUCGGCGUCGCGGCCUUCCCCUCCCGCAAGGCGCUGCGGCUGCUCAGCGUGCCGACCAUCGCCUUCUUCAUCUGCACACUCGGCCUCGAGGCCACGGUCAUCCUCCUGGGCUCGGCCAACGUGUGCAACAAGUUGGUGUUCCUCGCCAGCUUCGUGGGCAACAGGGGCCGGUUCGCGGGCGGUUACCGUGCCGUCAUGCUGGACGUGGAGCUGCUCUACCACGUCGCCUACCUCCUCAUCUGCGUGCUCGGCCUGCUCGCCCACCCCUUCUUCUUCAGCCUGCUGCUGUUUGACGUGGUGUACCGCGAGGAGACGCUGCUGAACGUGAUCAAGAGCGUGACGCGCAACGGCCGCUCCAUCGUGCUCACCGCCGUGCUCGGCCUCAUCCUCAUCUACCUCUUCUCCAUCGUCGGGUUCCAGUUCCUCAAGGACGACUUCAUCCUGGACGUGGAUAAGCUGGCGGAGGCCAAGCCACCAGCCGGAGACUCGUCAUCGAGAUUCAUGUCCGAGUUCUGUGACGCGACGGACGAGUCCUGUGUGGUGGCCGGCGCCCAACAGCGAGAAGGAGGAGCAGGAGGCCGUCUCUUUGAAGCACGAGUUGGCGGUACCGAGGAGGAGGAGGGGGAGACGGAGAAGUCGUGCGAGACUCUCAUCAUGUGCAUCGUCACGGUGCUCAACCACGGCCUGCGCAACGGCGGCGGCGUCGGGGACGUCCUCCGCAAGCCCUCCAAGGAGGAGCCCCUGUUCGCCGCCAGAAUUAUCUACGACCUCCUCUUCUACUUCGUCGUCAUCAUCAUCGUCCUCAACCUCAUCUUCGGUGUCAUCAUCGACACGUUCGCCGACCUCCGCAGCGAGAAGCAGAACAAGGAGGAGGUGCUCAAGAACAGCUGCUUCAUCUGCGGACUGGAGCGGGACAAGUUCGACAACAAGACGGUGUCGUUCGAGGAGCACGUGAAGGUGGAGCACAACAUGUGGCACUACCUCUACUUCAUCGUGCUGGCGCGCGUCAAGGACCCCACCGAGUACACGGGCCCCGAGAGCUACGUCGCCGACAUGAUCGCGGAGAAAAACCUGGACUGGUUCCCGCGGAUGCGUGCCAUGUCGCUGGUGAGCAGCGACGGUGAGGGUGAGCAGAAUGAGCUGCGUGGCCUGCAGGACAAACUCGACUGCACCAUGAAGCUCGUCUCCUACCUCUCCAGCCAGCUGUCUGAGCUCAAGGAGCAGAUGACGGAGCAGAGAAAGCACAAGCAGAGGAUCGGCUUCAUCACGAACAGCCCCCACAUGAACCCCGGCGAGAGCGCGCAGAUGGCGGCGUGAGAUCUCAGCCGGUGCCGGCACCACCAGGGCAGCGCCGUUGUCGGCGGCGGCAGCACUAGCCACCGGCGCUAUAUAGGAACCACUGCCAACGUGCCACCACGACCAGCACUGGCACCAUCAACACCAUCGUCAGCACCAGCACGACCAUCACCAACAACAACCAUCGGCAACCACACCAACAACCACAACAACCGCUACCGCCGACACGAAGGCCACU